CCAUAGAUAUUUACAUUAACAAUUCAUAAACAGUAGUAAAAAUACAGUUAUGAAGUAGCAAGGGAAAUAAUUUAAUGGCUGGGGCCAUCACAACGUGAGGAGCUGCGUUAAAGGGUCGCAGCAUUAGGAAGGUGGAGAACUGCUGUUCUUGUGGUUUACUAUGCAAAAACUACAGAAUUAGGUCACUUUAUGCCUAAAGAGCAGGGAGGAUGUCAGUAACUUUACUCAUUUUUAAAAAUUUGUUGACUUGUUUCUGGUUUUUUAAAAGACAAAAUAGCACCGGCUAGGGGCUGCAGAGAUGGCUCAGCAGUUAAGAGCACUGGCCGCUCUUCCAGAGGUCCUGAGUUCAAUUCCCAGCAACUACAUGGUGGCUCAAAACCAUCUAUACUGGCAUCUGAUGCCCUCUUCUAGUGUGCAUGAAGACAGAAAACUCAUAUACAUAAAAUAAAUAAAUCUUUAAAAAUAUUAUAUAAAAAAUUAGCACUGCCUGUUCUUAAACUUGCUGUAUAGACCAAGCUGGCUUUGAACUCACAGAGAUCCUCCUGCCUCUAUCUCCUGGGUGCUGGAGUUAAAAAGUGUGCACCACUAUGCCCAGCUAAAUCUGGGUGAUAAAACCAACACAGUAUUAGGUACUCUGGGAGAUUAUGGGUGGAGCACAGGCCUCUUUCUGAUAGAGAUCUUAGUUAAAUUGGAGAAAUAAGGCCAACGUGGGGAGCGUUGGGUUUACAGAAUGACUUAAGUACUCCUAGGGACAGGUAUUGAACCUCUUGGCACCUUUUUAAAAUUUUAUAACUAUAAAAGGUGUGCAUUGACCUUUUAGAGGUUGUAAGAUGCCCAUCAUUCCUACAGAAAAUAAUGCAAGGUGGUUUAUCCUUAACUUUUACUCACUAGCACAUACCAACCAGACCUCUAACCACUCCUGUGGCAGCCCGAGUGCCAGCACCCUGGAACCUGGAGCCAUCGAUCCACACUGAAGCCCAUGUUUCCUAGAGUCCAGUCUCUCUAGUGUGCAGAUGCAUUUUGAGGCCAGUGUCUUCAUGCCCAGCAAGGACUAUUAGGAUUCUUGGUGAGCUUGUGGCCAGCCCAGCCUUUCAUGUUCCACAUCCCUGUUGUCCUUGGUCACCGUCCAGGAUCAGUUGUCAGAAUAGACAAGAUGUGGUCUAACAGACAAUAUGACAAGGGACCCCAGAACGCUUGCAGUGAUGAUUCUGGCCUAAGGAGAGCAAGAGACGGUCUUCCUGCAAGCCGGCAGCAUGAGUGCAGGGACGUGAAAGGUGCCUCAAGAAAACAAUGCUCUUCCUCUUCCCAUAAUUCAAGACAUCAGUCUUCCCAUAAAGGGACUUCUUUUUUCAGAAAAUCAAGUGUAGGUCAAAAGGACUCCCCACAAAGCAAGUCUGGAUCCAGUGGAGGGCGCUCUCCAAAACAAAGCAAACAGCAUUCUUCCCAUGGCUCACAUCUUAGGAAGUCCAAACCUGUUCAGAGCGCUGGCCAGCCUGUGAAAGCGUCAAGAGACCCCUGCCCAUCCAGUUCUUCAGUAGUCCCUUCAUCAGAAACCUUAGACAAGCUCAAAAGGUUGGGUGAAAAGGGACUUCCUGAAGCUGCAGGUCUGCAGGCUGUAGAAAAGCCAGAGAUGGCUGGUGAACGUGACUUACCUACACUUUCUGAGUUUGAAGUUGGGUUCACAGAACCGUUACUUACGGAUCAACCACAAGAACCAUCACACAAAACAGAUGGCACAGAAUUAAUUUAUGACCAACUAACCAACCGCCUUAAAGCAAUAGCAUCAAAAACCAAGGAAAUUAAACAAGCCUACUACCAAGACUGUGAAACCUUUGGAAUUGUGGUGAAAAUGCUGGUAGAAAAAGAUCCUUCAUUAGAAAACUCCAUUCAGUUUGCGCUUAGGCAGAAUUUACAUGAGAUGAGUGAGUGCUAUGUGGAAGAGCUCAGGCAGUUCAUUGUGGACUAUGACAGUGCUGCUUAAGAACUGCUACUCUAGCAGAAAAUGUUUCUUGACUGUGAUUCCAGAAUUGCAUAAGUAUUUUAAGUAUGGAAGUAAAUAUGUUAAGUAAACAUCUAAAAUGGUCAGCUUAAAAUGAUCUAUUCGGAAAUAUCUCCACCAGUGC
Molecule: messenger RNA, 2123 nt
Organism: Acomys russatus (golden spiny mouse)
Lineage: Eukaryota; Metazoa; Chordata; Mammalia; Rodentia; Muridae
Product: periphilin-1-like
Exons: 2
Coding region: 1094-1981 (295 amino acids)
Biological process (GO): negative regulation of gene expression, epigenetic; negative regulation of DNA-templated transcription; protein localization to heterochromatin
Cellular component (GO): nucleoplasm
Source: RefSeq, a predicted model, not a curated record